AUGGCUCGCACGAAGCAGACCGCCCGUAAGUCCACCGGAGGCAAGGCCCCCCGCAAGCAGCUGGCUACCAAGGCCGCCCGCAAGUCCGCACCGGCCACCGGCGGUGUCAAGAAGCCCCACCGCUACAGGCCCGGCACCGUGGCCUUGCGCGAGAUCCGUCGCUACCAGAAGUCCACCGAGCUGCUCAUCCGCAAGCUCCCUUUCCAGCGCCUUGUCCGUGAGAUCGCCCAGGACUUCAAGAGUGACCUCCGCUUCCAGGGAUCGGCCGUGCUCGCUCUGCAGGAGGCUGCCGAGGCCUACCUUGUGGGCCUCUUCGAAGACACCAACUUGUGCGCGAUCCACGCCAAGCGCGUGACCAUCAUGCCCAAGGACAUCCAGCUGGCCCGCCGCAUCCGCGGCGAGCGCUCUUAGGUCAUCACAGCCUACAGGCUGCACCGCUGGAGGUCACUCUCUCUCUACCGAAGUGAGUCUUCCCCCAACAACCAACCUGGUGUUUAUUUAACACCACCCUUUCAAUCGAAGAAAAAUAUUACAGCUGCAGUGUUGGUCAGAUUGUUGUUUGUUGUUGUUGACUUCACAUUAAACCGUAUGCCAGUUGCUAAAUGCCAAAAUCUAGCAAAGACUCUCGGCCCGUGGUCACGAAAGUGCUGGAGCCAUCUGAGGAUCUAAAGAACACGCACACGUAGCAAGAAAAAGGUGUACAAGAGCCCGAAGAGGUGUGUCCGACGACCGACCUGUCCAGAGCUUCAACCGGUCCAACCUUGUGUACUUGAUGGCGCGGCCGUAUUGGGGAGGUCGGUUUGGACUGAGAACUGUUGGUGAUACAAGAAGCUAAGGUUGUGGGCUUUCUGUAGCGCCCGCCAUCACUCCCGUGGGAGGUCUGCGGAUGUAGCACUAAGAGAAUUGCCUGUCGCGGGUUUCACCUGACACAAAAGAGUGUCGGCCUGUUGCGGCGUCGCGUGGCGGCGGGAUAUUUGAACUUCUGCGUUCUAAGUAGAAUCUCACGUGCUUCAUUUUCCAAACAUCAUAGUUGGUGACACCAAUCUUUAUUGGGGAAGGUCGGAUCGCGAUCCCCCAAGUGGGUGACAUGCUUUGGUAUCACCGAUAGGUACCAGCUGUCAAGCCUCUCCCGUUGGUUUUGCUCUGUGGCGAGGUGCCCGGUCUCUUUCGGCGCGCGGGUGUCCUCAGGUGUAAACUCCAGUCAUUUUAUGGAAAACUGUCCGGCGUUCCUAAAUUUGGGUUUCGUGUACCUGGCCACAAAUAAGUGCGGCGCAAUCUAAACUCCUAACGAUGGCUGAGGGCGGUCCUUGUCAGACAGGUUUUCCGUCGAAAAUCGGAAAUCGAAAAUGUCACUAAUUGGACAAAGCUCCAGUAUUCGGCCGCCGGAUUUUCGAUCUGGGGGUAACCUGCAUUCUACAAUACCUCUGUAGUUCUCUACUGGGUCGGAUAUUCUCCGAUAUGGAAAACCCAAAAGCGGGCACGAACAGACUCGAAAUCGAAAAUCGAAAAUACCAACCGGACAAUCAAGCUGGCUGCCACACCCGCGCAGAAUCGUACGUGCGUCUAUUUCGAUACUCGUCUAGCCACCUGCAGACUGCUUGGUGAUGCAAGCAAGAGCUUGUCAGAAAGCUGGCAUCCAGCAGAGCACGGUAUACUUUCUUUGAGCGAGAUCUGCGCUAAGUUGAGAGAGUCAUCGCCGUGAAAUUCUUUCUUUGUAAACCCAGUUCAACGACAACUAUUUUUGGCUUUCUUGUAUCAGCAAGCAGCAUGCAGUCACAUAUUGCUCGCUGAGUUCGCAGCGUAUCGAUGCAAGACAAAGACCCCCCAACCCGCUUGAUCAUGCCCCUUGUUCGCAGCUAUCGCUCGCUGUCUUGGAUGCCAUGUGACUCUCAUGGUCAUGGUUUGAAUCAUCGCAACUGCCAUGUAUGGGCCUUGUUCGCCUCUUCCAGCUUGAUUUUCGAUUGCGAUUUCCCGCCUGCGCUGUGUAGAGCCAACCCGAAAUCAAAAAUCAAAAUCCAAUUUCGAUUUCGAGUUUCGAUGCA
Molecule: messenger RNA, 2042 nt
Organism: Ectocarpus sp. CCAP 1310/34
Lineage: Eukaryota; Phaeophyceae; Ectocarpales; Ectocarpaceae
Source: the annotation of a GenBank genome assembly